CCAUCAUCAGUAUAAUUAUUAUUACCAUCCACAUACAUACAAACAAACAAGAGUGUUGUAGUUACAGUUUCAGAAUGAAGAAUAUGGUUAAAUUUCUAGUACAUGUUACAUUUCUUGCCUGGCUUUCAUCGAACCGUUUGUUUUGCAUUAGUAGUGCGAAAAUCCACAAGCACAGGAAGGUAGGAAAAUCCAAUAUUAGUGCAUAUCCUGGUGGUGGAAUGUCGGAAAACAACGAUGCAGAUAGUUCCACCACCUUUAAUGUAUUGAACUAUGGUGCUAAAGGCGAUGGCAUUGCCGACGACACAAAUGCGUUUGAGGCAGCAUGGACUGAUGCGUGCCAAGAACAAGGAUCAGUGAUGUUGGUCCCGUCAGGAUCGGUAUUCCUCGUCAAACCUAUCUCCUUUUCAGGCCCCAAUUGCAUGUCCAACAUUGUUUUCCAGUUGGAUGGUAAAAUAAUCGCUCCAAGGAGUUCGGGAGCGUGGGGAUCAGGGCUCUUACAAUGGCUGGAAUUCACGAAACUGAAAGGAAUAACAAUCAGAGGUAAGGGAAGUAUCGACGGUCAAGGGUCUGUCUGGUGGGAUGACUACUCGACAGCAAAUCCAACCGACGAAUCAGACGCAGCAGGUUCUCCAGAUUGGGCAAGCGCUGAGGCUAAAGGAGGAAUGCCAAGCACCAGGCCAACAGCACUUAGAUUUUACGGAAGUACCGAUGUUACAGUGACGGGGAUAACAAUUCAAAACAGCCCACAAACACACUUAAAAUUCGACGAUUGUAUUGGGGUUCAGGUCUUCGGUAUAAGCAUCUCGUCCCCUGGAGACAGUCCCAACACAGACGGAAUCCACCUCCAAAACUCCCAGGAUGUCGUCAUCCAUACCACCUCUCUUGCCUGUGGAGAUGAUUGCAUUUCAAUACAAACAGGGUGCUCAGGGGUAUACGUUCACAAUGUGAACUGCGGACCUGGGCACGGUAUAAGCAUCGGUGGACUAGGGAAGGAUGGUACUAAAGCUUGUGUCUCCAAUAUUACCGUUCGCGACUCUACGAUACAAAAUACGUUGAAUGGUGUAAGAAUAAAGACUUGGCAGGGCGGGUCAGGAUCAGUGCAAGGAGUGAUGUUUUCCAACAUUCAAGUUUCUGAAGUAGAAACUCCUAUAAUUAUCGACCAAUUCUAUUGCAACGGGCACACAUGCCCUAACAAGACAUCGGCUGUAGCCGUUUCUGGUGUUUCCUAUCAGUCCAUAAAGGGAACUUACACGGUUAAUCCUGUGAGUUUUGCAUGCAGCGACUCCACACCGUGUGCCGGGAUAACGCUAUCAAGCAUAGUACUGAACCCAUCAUCAGAGGCGAAGAAUGAUAAUCCCUUCUGUUGGAAGGCCUAUGGGGAGCUGCAAACAGCCACCACUCCUCCUAUUGAUUGUUUGCAAACAGGAGGUGCUUCCCAUAAACAACCAAAUAACAAUGGGGGUUCAUGCUGAUCAAUAUUUUUAUUAGACUCAAUCAUAAAUAUAUAGUUGUUUGUGAAAUUUACAAUAGGAUAUGAGCUUGGUUUGAUGCAAGCAAAAUUUAAGAGGAUAAGUGGUAUGUAUGAGAUCAUGUAUUUGUAGCUUAAAAAGUUGAAAAUAAUAGAAUAUUAGUAUUAGUACCAUAUUA
Molecule: messenger RNA, 1647 nt
Organism: Sesamum indicum (sesame)
Lineage: Eukaryota; Viridiplantae; Streptophyta; Magnoliopsida; Lamiales; Pedaliaceae
Product: polygalacturonase At1g48100
Biological process (GO): carbohydrate metabolic process
Molecular function (GO): polygalacturonase activity
Source: RefSeq, a predicted model, not a curated record